Molecule: messenger RNA, 1468 nt
Organism: Rhinichthys klamathensis goyatoka
Lineage: Eukaryota; Metazoa; Chordata; Actinopteri; Cypriniformes; Leuciscidae
Exons: 5
Coding region: 68-1468 (466 amino acids)
Source: RefSeq, a predicted model, not a curated record
AGAACGACAGUAACGUUUGUCACACAGAAUUUGUUCUUUUAUUUCAGCGAAACGCUUGUCAAAUGUCAUGAUGUUGGACGUCCUGCUGCUCUUUUCCAGCAUCUGUACAGCUGUUGUUGGUGGAGCUUCACAGACAAUUACUGGAUACAGAGGAGAGAGAGUUGACAUCAGAUGCUCAUAUGAAUCUGGAUAUGAAACAUAUUCAAAGUAUUUUUGUAAAGGGGAGUGUUUAUUGUUACAUAGAAACAUCAUGGUUAAAUCAGGAUCUCCAGCUAAAGACGAGAGAUUCUCUCUGACUGACGACACGACGGCCAGAGUUUUCACCAUCACCAUCACUGAUCUGAGAACAGAGGAUGAAGGCCAAUACUGGUGUGUUGUGAGGAGGAGUUUGCCUUUGCCUGAUGUCUAUUCAGAAAUGUUGUUGCUGGUUAAACUGGGUCAGGACUCUCAUUCAGGGUCUGUCAUCUAUAUCUGUGUUGGGUUAGUCUUCAUCAUGAUCAUCUUCCUCAUGGCGCUGAUGGUGUUGUUUAGGAAGAAAAGCAAGAAAUCAUCAAGAGUUACACAAUCAGGACUUUCCCAGCACGUCGCCGUCGGGCUGUUGCCUUUGAAUUCAAGAGCAGAAACCACUGCAGAGGACAUUGACUGGAGUGACCAUAAUUAUCAGGAAAUCAGCGAGUUCCAGUGCAAGAACAGAGACACUAUCUACACUACAGCAGAAAGUCCAGAUGAUCCAACGAUCUACUCCACUGCAGAUAAACCAGAUUCAACAGUAGAUAAACCAGAUUCAAUGAUCUACUCCACUGCAGAUAAACCAGAUUCAACAGUAGAUGAACCAGAUUCAACGAUCUACUCCACUGCAGAUAAUCCAGAUUCAACAGUAGAUGAACCAGAUUCAACGAUCUACUCCACUGCAGAUAAUCCAGAUUCAACAGUAGAUGAACCAGAUUCAACGAUCUACUCCACUGCAGAUAAUCCAGAUUCAACAGUAGAUGAACCAGAUUCAACGAUCUACUCCACUGCAGAUAAACCAGAUUCAACAGUAGAUGAACCAGAUUCAACGAUCUACUCCACUGCAGAUAAACCAGAUUCAACAGUAGAUAAACCAGUUUCAACGAUCUACUCCACUGCAGAUAAACCAGAUUCAACAGUAGAUGAACCAGAUUCAACGAUCUACUCCAGUGCAGAUAAACCAGAUUCAACAGUAGAUGAACCAGAUUCAACGAUCUACUCCACUGCAGAUAAACCAGAUUCAACAGUAGAUGAACCAGAUUCAACGAUCUACUCCAGUGCAGAUAAACCAGAUGAACCAAUGAUCUUCUCCAAGGCAGAUAAACCAGAUGAUCCAGUGAUCUACUCAACAAGAGACCUUAGUGACAUUUUUACUGACUGUGUCUCAAAGCAGCUUUGUGAAGUGGCAGUUCAACCCACAAUGCAACAGAGACAGGACAUAAACAAUCCUUUGUUUUAA